AGGAUUUAACUUCAAUAGCACAAAGGCUUCGCAGAGCGUUAUUCUAAAUUAGACGUGAAAUGAAUCUGUAAUAAAAUGGUUCCAUCGCUCAAAAACCAUCUCUACCUUUUUUUGGUAUUCUCCAUAGUAAAUGAUAUCCAAUCGCGAGUGGAGUUCACCAACUUCCAAUGUAUUUCGUUGGAUAAGAAUUUUUCGGAUUUUGAGUAUUGCAGGUUAAAAUCCGUCAAUCGAACCUACAAAUACGUCUCCACAAAAGUACUACUAUUUCAAGUACCAGUAACAAAAGUUAAAGUGAACUUUGGAUUGUAUAAACGCUUUAAUGGCUAUCGGCCUUUUUUAUACAAUAUAUCUGUGGAUGCUUGUAAAUUUUUAAAGAACCGAAAAGCCAAUCCCAUCGCCAGCUACUUUUAUGACUUUUUUAGAGAAAUCUCCAAUAUGAAUCAUACGUGUCCAUUCAAUCACGAUCUUAUUGUAGAACAGCUAACGACGGAGAACAUUAAUCACAGAGUUACCAAAAUACUGGCGUUUCCCGAAGGGGACUAUAUGGUCGAAAUGCACUGGAUUGCCUAUGAUAUCGUCCGGGCAGUAAUAAAGUUAUAUUUUUCCUUACUUUGAAUAUCUAUUUCCUGUUAAGAUUUUGUAUAGAUAUUUAAAGAGCAAUAAGACAAGCAAUAAAUAAAUAGGGAAGCUUAACAAAAUCCAGAUUUAAAGGUGAAUUCUUAUCUCGAUUUUUUUAUUUUUGUCAUUAAAUUUCCAAAGAAAGAAUGUAGUUCAUUUUUUUAA
Drosophila ananassae is the source of this 783-nucleotide messenger RNA. RefSeq lists its product as uncharacterized. The record is from RefSeq and is a predicted model, not a curated record. The coding region runs from base 76 to 615 and encodes 179 amino acids. Lineage: Eukaryota; Metazoa; Arthropoda; Insecta; Diptera; Drosophilidae. The transcript has 5 exons.